Mus pahari (shrew mouse) is the source of this 1322-nucleotide messenger RNA. RefSeq names its product E2F transcription factor 5 (gene E2f5). Gene Ontology annotation, molecular function: RNA polymerase II cis-regulatory region sequence-specific DNA binding; protein dimerization activity; DNA-binding transcription factor activity, RNA polymerase II-specific. The transcript has 6 exons. The coding region runs from base 21 to 725 and encodes 234 amino acids. NCBI's taxonomy places the organism in Eukaryota, Metazoa, Chordata, Mammalia, Rodentia, Muridae. Gene Ontology annotation, cellular component: RNA polymerase II transcription regulator complex. The record is from RefSeq and is a predicted model, not a curated record. Gene Ontology annotation, biological process: regulation of transcription by RNA polymerase II.
UCCUGUGAGUAUUUAUNCUCAUGCUUUUAAGGGGUGUAGGUGCUGGCUGUAAUACUAAAGAAGUUAUAGAUAGAUUAAGGUGUCUUAAAGCUGAAAUUGAAGAUCUAGAAUUGAAGGAAAGAGAACUUGACCAGCAGAAGUUGUGGCUACAGCAAAGCAUCAAAAAUGUGAUGGAAGACUCCAUUAAUAACAGAUUUUCUUAUGUAACUCACGAAGACAUCUGCAAUUGCUUUCAUGGUGAUACACUGUUGGCCAUUCAGGCACCUUCUGGUACACAGCUGGAAGUACCUAUUCCAGAAAUGGGACAGAAUGGACAAAAGAAAUACCAGAUAAAUCUGAAGAGUCACUCGGGACCUAUCCAUGUGCUACUUAUAAAUAAAGAGUCCAGUUCAUCCAAGCCAGUGGUUUUUCCUGUCCCCCCACCUGAUGACCUCACACAGCCUUCCUCCCAGUCCUCAACUUCAGUGACUCCACAGAAAUCCACCAUGGCUGCUCAAAACCUGCCUGAGCAGCAUGUUUCUGAAAGAAGCCAGACUUUCCAGCAGACACCAGCUGCAGAAAUAUCUUCAGGGUCUAUGAGUGGAGACAUCAUUGAUGAACUGAUGUCUUCUGAUGUGUUUCCUCUUUUACGGCUUUCUCCUACCCCAGCAGAUGACUACAACUUUAAUUUAGAUGAUAAUGAAGGAGUUUGUGAUCUGUUUGAUGUUCAGAUACUAAAUUAUUAGAUUCCAUGGAAACUUGGGACUAUUAUCUACCUCUAUAACAUUUUAGAAUUCUUUAAUAACCCAAGUAUUUAAAAUUAUGAAUGUAACACCUUUUAGUUCACUGAUUCUGAAGUGUUCUUCCCUAACAUUUUAUUUUUUACUUCACAAAACUUGAAAGGGCUCUGACUGCUUCAGGAGAGUGGGGGUAAUGAUUAACUGUCCAUCAGCAUGCCCCUCCAGUGAUUACAUUCAGUUUCAUUCAGUGCUGAAUUCUGUCUCUCCUUAGAGGGCAGUUACAGCAGGCUUCAGUUCAUCAAAACAAAACAUUGUCCAGAAGAUCACUUACUUGUCUUACAUUUUGCUGCAAAGCUGUUUCUAUGUAUCCUUCAAACAGACAUUCACUGCCAUAUAAAGUGAAGGAUAUCACUGUUAAGGUGAACAGAUUUUGUGAAGUGCCUUCUGUUUUAGCACUUUAAGCCUAUCAGUUUGUUAACUUCUGACAUUCCACUUUCCUAGAAUACAGGAAAGAUCUGUUUAUGUAGUUUGAUUUUAAAAUGUGCCAAUGCCUGUACAUUAACAAGAUUUAAAGAAAUAAAGUUGUAUGAAACAUUGAAUUUA